CUUCCCAAACUUUACACGACGUUGGAGAGGAAGGGAGGGCCAUGCUCUGCUUCUGCUCAAACUACAGAGAAAAUCACACCAUCAGCCUUCCUCUUUUCUGUAUAUGGACCACCCUCUACUGUUCUCCUACUGGACAGUGUUUGCUUCUGCCACAGCUGUAUGCAGGCCUGCAUUCUCAAUGAGAGCGAAGACAGGGGGAGACUCAGUGAGAGGAGGGGAAUGGAGAGCAUGAACCUGCUUUGGAAACACAACUGAGACGCCAAACUGGGUCUUACCUGCACCUCCUGAACUGCUGACUGAACACACACACACGGAUCUUGAGCUUUUUUUGGUGAUAAAGAGAGCAGCAACCAUGGGACCCGGAACAUGGAGCCUAUUUAUUCUGUUUGGCCUGUCUGUCUGGAGCAACAGCCAAGCCCUCACUAAGAACCCCAUCCUCUCCCGGAUACGAAGAGCUCCAGAGGCCAACGGAGAAGGCAAGAAGUGCUCCUACACCUUCCUGGUCCCUGAGCAAAAGAUCACAGGCCCAAUCUGUGCUGCCCGUGGUUAUUCAACUGACAAGGACCGAGUGACACGCCUGGAUGUGGCUGCAGUGCGUGACCUCCUGUCAAAGCAGCGUCGGGAGAUGGAGACUUUGAAGCUGGUGGUGGAUGUGGACGGCAACUUGGUGAAUGAAAUGAAGCUGCUGAGGAAAGAGAGCAGGAACAUGAAUUCCAGAGUGACCCAGCUCUACAUGCAGCUGCUGCACGAGAUCAUCAGGAAGAGAGACAACUCACUGGAACUAGCACAGCUGGAGACACGCAUCCUUAACGCCACCACUGAGUCACUGCGCUUGGCCUCCAGGUACAGGGAACUGGAGGCCAAAUACGCAGCCUUGUCUGCAGUGGUGAACAACCAGUCAGUGCUGAUUGGGACACUGGAGGAACAUUGUAUGCAGGUCUACAGCCGGAGGCAUGAGCAGUCACCUUUAGGACCUCCACUUGUGCAAGUGGUACCUGAGAACAUUCCUGUUAAUGUGCCACGUUUCACCAAUGAGAUCCAGAGAGACAACACACGAGGGUUUGCGCGCGAGAGAGGUUCUCGCUCUGGGCCAUCACCCACCAGUGGCACCCUGGAAGAUCAGAAACCUCCGCAGAGAAACUUCAGUACUGAAGGACCAUUCAGAGACUGUCUUGAGGCGCAAGAAGUUGGCCACAGCACCAGUGGCAUGUACCUGAUCAGACCAGACGAAACAGAGAGGCCAGUUCAGGUCUGGUGUGAACAGGAUAUAGACAAUGGGGGCUGGACCAUUAUCCAGAGCAGGAAAGAUGGAUCUGUUAACUUCUUCAGGAACUGGGAUAACUACAAGAGCGGCUUUGGCAACAUAGAUGGGGAGUACUGGCUCGGUCUGGAAGCCAUCUACAAACUGGGGAGGCAAGGGGACUACAAGCUGCUGGUGGAACUGGAAGACUGGAUGGGCAAGAAAGUCUACGCUCAGUACAGCAGCUUCCACCUGGAGCCCGAGAGCGAGGGUUACCGCCUGCGUCUGGGCACCUACCAGGGCAACGCCGGGGACUCCCUAAGCAGUCACAACGGCAAACAGUUCACUACUCUGGACCGAGACAAGGAUGCCUUCUCAGGUAACUGUGCCCACUUCCACAAAGGAGGCUGGUGGUACAACGCUUGCGGCCAAACCAACCUUAACGGUGUCUGGUACACCGGAGGCGUUUACCGCAGCAAAUUCCAAGAUGGGAUAUUCUGGGCCGACUAUGGUGGUGGCUUCUACUCCAUGAAGUCUGUCCGUAUGCUGAUCAGACCCAUAGAUUGAGGAGAUACUGUAGGUCAGACUGGUCCAGGAGUGGAUAUGGAGGCCAGGGCAAACUUGAACCUCAUUCUAAAUUAUGACUGUACCAGUCAUCAGUGACUGGUUGAUUUUAAAUAAACGAACUACAUUAUUGGAGAUUGCCAGCAAUCAGUAGUGACUUGAACUGCCUCCUGUAACAGAUGUGGACUCUGAGUGAACAUUGUUCUUUUUAUUUUAUAAUAGAUGCACAUAUAGAAGGAUUUUGCAGAACCCAACUAUUUAUAGUAAGCCAUACAGCAACAGUAACCACCAAAGUAAGAAUCACUGCCAACAUUUUGCAGCCUAAAUAAUGCAGUCUGUUCAUUUGAUUAAGAGAAUGUAGUGUUUUCCUCAUUACUAGUUCACCCCGUGGAGAGGAGAUGCCGCAGUGUGACAGAACUUCACUGGUAUUGAUUUCAUUCAUAAGAUUUAGUAUCACAGGAUAUAAAUGCAGUUCUUCCCAUCUUGCCAAAAUAAACAUGUGGGGCAAACAGUCUUACAUGGUUUUUAACUUGUGCUGUAGCUGCUGGGAGCUGGAAAGUACAUUUAUUUAAGAGCUAUAUAGAUUUAUGUAGACUCUGAAUCCACCUCCCGAUCUGUAGAAACCAACACCUCAAGGAGUUGAAGAAAGGAAGGCAGUUUAAGUUUUAUGUGCAUUUGAUUACACAAAAACAUGACUGAUUAUUAUUUCUUCGUACACUUAAAUGGACAUUUAUACUGUAUGUUAAACUACUUUCUCCGAGCACAGAUGUCCAGAAACGAUAAUUUAUGUAUAUGAUUAACUUAUCAUAACAGUAAAAAGGGCCAGGCGUCCUGAGGGAACAGUAAAUGAUCCUACAGAAAGUAGAGCUAAUUUCCUCCACUGUGUAUAUGACAAUCAUUCUCGAAGUGUGCUUGCACGUCUGGAAAUUGCAGUUAUAUGUUUCUCUCAUUUGGCUGUUGAUUAAAUUUCAGUAUGACUCUGGGAAAUACAAGAAUUGUUGGGAGGAAAAAAGAUGGAAUUACGUUUUGUUUUGUGUGGUUUUUGAGCACGAAAAAUAUGCCGACCAAGCGUGUUGAGAGUCAUAGGCACUGAGACAGACAACGAGAAACACAUUGCUGAAAGCCAGACAGGAUGGAGAAAGGAAAAGAAAGGACGGAGGGGAGGGGAUGAACUAGGAUGGAACCAGUCCAAAUUUCCAAAUUAACCCCCCCACCCCCUUCCUUUUAAAUACAGAGAAUUUUACAUUCUUUCCACACAAAAGUGCUUGAACUGUAUGUUUUCAUAAAAAAUAUCUUUCACUGA
Scatophagus argus is the source of this 3107-nucleotide messenger RNA. Its product is annotated as angiopoietin-related protein 1-like. Gene Ontology annotation, biological process: cell surface receptor protein tyrosine kinase signaling pathway. The record is from RefSeq and is a predicted model, not a curated record. The transcript has 5 exons. Lineage: Eukaryota; Metazoa; Chordata; Actinopteri; Scatophagidae. Bases 353 to 1807 code for a protein of 484 amino acids.